Ilyonectria robusta is the source of this 2642-nucleotide messenger RNA. Its product is annotated as fungal-specific transcription factor domain-containing protein. Bases 226 to 2472 code for a protein of 748 amino acids. The record is from RefSeq and is a predicted model, not a curated record. Gene Ontology annotation, biological process: regulation of DNA-templated transcription; DNA-templated transcription. Lineage: Eukaryota; Fungi; Ascomycota; Sordariomycetes; Hypocreales; Nectriaceae. Gene Ontology annotation, molecular function: DNA binding; carboxy-lyase activity; zinc ion binding. The transcript is spliced from 8 exons.
CUCUGCUGGUGACCAUUAGAUGAAAGCCGAGCGGCCCCGCCAUCACCGCCCUCCGCCCGUCUUUUCCCCUCGCCGCCGCAUGGAGCUGCUCGGAGUUCGGCAUUUGUGAUCCCUCGUCUUGCACUUGCAGCCAAAGCAUCCGCUCACGCUCCGUCUGGACUGUCGCGUCGCCUUGCUGUGUGGCUACCAUCUGGAGCCACUCACCCGCUUUGCCCUGCCUGAAUCAUGGACGACAACCCCAGUCCUGAGGACCGGGUCGCCAUUGAUGAGCUGACGCCCGAGGAGGCCAGCCGCAUCAUCCAUUCUCACCGCAAGGUCCGCUAUGGUACCGCCUGCUGGCCAUGUCGCCAACGCAAGGUCAAGUGUGAUAACAAGCAGCCCUGCGAGAACUGCGUCAAGCGAGAACAUCCUCGGCUAUGCUCCUAUAAGCCCAACCGCUCCUCUACGGCCACGGCCAAGAACCCGUCCACGGCCUCCGAGGCAAGCCAGUCAAAUCGGAAGAGGACUCACUCCUUCUCUGACCCUCGUGAGGAGGUCGUCCGCAAAGUCGAACGCCAGGAUAGCUGGCCACGAACCAUCACCAGUAUCGAUGAGCCAGAAUCCGCGGGGGACCGCUACCUGGGACAGAACAGCAUUCCCGCCUUGCUUCGGGAGCAGUCGUCGCCCAUGACCAAAAACGACAAUGUUGACAUCCGCCAGGAUAUGCGGUCCAUCCUCGGCUUGGACACAUCAGCUCCGUUCCCGUUGAUGUCAGCCCACCACCUCCAAAGAAUGACCCAGGACAUUUCCAACGAGUUGCCCUCUGACAGAGAGGUCAUGAAGCUGUUCCGUGCCUACAAAGAAAUACCGCAGCCUUUCUGGGGAUUUGUGAUGGAUGUGGAUGAACUCGAAUCAAAACUCAUGGUCUACCUCGAGGAUCGCUCCCGUAAUGCGACCAACGGUGUCAGAUCAACAAAGCCCGUCACUGCUUCUUGGCUUGCCAUUCUCUUCGCCGUUUUGGCAGUAGGUUCGCAGUAUCAUGAAUCGCCCUACCACAUCCGUACUCGGGACUCCCAAAGAUACAUCCAAAUUUCAUUUCACUUCCUCCGGCUCGGAAAUUUCCUCCUCAGGCCCUCAUUCGACUCAAUCCAAGCCCUUCUUUUGACCUGUUUUGUUCUCCUCAACGAUAUGAAAGCCGAGGCCUCCUGGGCUUUGAUGGGGCUGACAUGUCGCCUCGCCCAAUCACUUGGCCUGCAUAGGCCGACGCCCAGCGAAAGUCGCGACAGCACCCCGCCAAACACCCAAUCGAAGGAGAUGAUCCGGCGAAGACUCUGGUGGAGUGUUGUCUGGCAUGAUACUCUAACAUCACUGUCUUUUGAUAGGUGUCCGAUGACCAACUUCCCCUGCUGCCCGAUCCCUGUCAGUUCGACAACCCCCAAUGGCAACUUAUCCUACUUGGAGACCAUGUAUCACCUCAUGGACAUCAUCUCUCGCCGGCUCGUACCGGACGUGGUUUCCACCACUUCGUACGACCAGAUUGUGGAAAACUGUGACGCUGUGGAAGCACUCCGCACUCGAACAUGCCCCCAGCUUCAAUUCAAAGAAAGCUGCAAGACGGCACUCGACAGACUACAACACUAUGCCAUCCGCCUCCAUACCUCCUUUGUCAUAUCUGUCGCCUGUCGCCCGGCUCUACGAAGGGACUGUGAGAUGGACCCGGAACAGAAAAAGUCACUAGCGGACCGAUGCAAAACCAACCUGACCGAAACGGUCCGAAUGUUCCUGGCCAUGCAUCAAUUGUCGGCCAUCCCAACCAGGAGCUGGGCAUUUACGUACCAUGGCUUGUCUUCUGCCCUUUUGCUGGGUAUACUCUCCGAGAGCAAGACCGACCCGGAAGUUCGGCAGCUCCAGGGUGAUUUGAUCGCCGCUCUCUCGGCCACGGCGGCCAAGGAUGCUAGCUCUCCCGAGCCUCACGUCAUGACAACCGAUAAGGACAUUGAGUUAUCUGGGCCUCUAUGGAGAGCCUUGACCGCUUUGAAGAAUAUUUACGACCACGGUUCUGUUGUCGGCUCUAACUUGAAAAGAGAGGGAGACUCAUCUGUCAGUGGUAGCGGGACCAGGACACCAAUGCUUCCCUUCGGACCUGGAAGCCAGCUUAUUACCCCGAACAAUGGACAGUUCCGCAGCGUACCUCAAGGAUCCGACCCGCGAGAGGAUGCUGCUUUAGCUAUGGCAGAGAUGCAAAACGGAGGCGCUACAUUGCAGGAUUUCGCCGGGAUCCCAUACGGUCAACAGAUGCAACCCAACAGCCUCCAACUGGAUAACAUGGGCGCAAUCACUGUAGAUCCCACGCAGUACAUGGCGCCAAUGGACCUCUACGAGUCCAUCUGGGGUGAAUCGCCCGAUCCGUGGAACACGGGCAUGGAUUCGCUGAACUUUGACUUCCUGGCCCAGCCGCCCCCUGGACAGCCACAGCAGCAGUUCUAUUUCUAGUAUCUAUUGUUAAUGUCGAAUUGGUCAAAUCGGACCUUCAAAAUGACUCGAGCGGGCGUGGGUAUUAUUGGAAUGGAGGAUUGAUUUCACUACGGGUAUUUGUAUAUAAUUGGAACCAGGUAUGACGGGCAUGUCAAGGCGCGAAAGAACGAGCGAUUACGGAACGACUC